AUGGAAAAUGUUACUUCAAAUCCAGAUAACCAGACGCUUGGUCCAUGGACUGAUUAUAGCAUGGAAUACAAAGUGGUCAGCAUAUUUUUUGUGAUCCUUAUCUGUGGGAUAGGAAUAGUUGGAAACGUUAUGGUGAUACUAGUUGUUCUUACAACCAAACACAUGCGGACACCGACCAACUGUUACCUGGUGAGCUUGGCGGUGGCCGACCUGAUGGUUCUGACUGCAGCGGGACUACCGAAUAUUACAGAGAGUUUCUAUGGAGGAGGCUGGGUGUACGGAUACGUCGGGUGCCUUAGCAUAACUUAUUUCCAGUACUUGGGCAUCAACGCGUCUUCAUGCUCCAUCACCGCUUUCACCAUUGAGCGGUACAUAGCCAUCUGCCACCCCAUAAAAGCGCAGUUUAUGUGCACUCUGUCAAGAGCAAAGAAAAUCAUCGUGGUCGUUUGGGCUUUUACCUCGCUCUACUGCGCCUUGUGGUUUUAUCUGUCUGACACGAAAGAGUUGACUUACGACAAUAUUACCUUGGUCUCAUGCGAAUACAAAGUGUCAAGAAAUCUUUACCUGCCAAUCUACUUCACUGACUUUGCCGUGUUCUAUGUGGUGCCUCUCAUGCUAGCCACUGUUCUGUAUGGAUUUAUCGCUAGAAUUCUUUUCCUCAACCCAUUGCCGGCAGACCCCAAGGAAAAUACUAAAAAGUGGAAAAAAGAAUCAUGCCAAGGAAACAGGAUGAUGAGCACCAACAAUUCAUCCUGUAGCACAACUGCCCGCUCUCGCAGGCAGGUGACUAAGAUGUUAGCUGUGGUGGUGGUGCUCUUCGCCCUCCUCUGGAUGCCCUACCGGACGCUGGUGGUGGUAAACUCCUUCCUGGACAAGGCUUACCUGGACCACUGGUUCCUACUCUUCUGCCGCAUCUGCAUCUACCUGAACAGCGCCGUCAACCCUGUCAUCUACAACGCCAUGUCUCAGAAGUUCCGCACCUCCUUCAAGAAGUUGUGUCACUGCGGUCCGCAGCGAUUGGAGAAGCCGGCGUCUUACAGCGUGGCCCUGACCUACAGCGUCAUCAAGGACACAACCAAUGGAGAGAGCCCUGACCAUUUUACUACCGAGAUGGACCAGUUGGCCACGCCCACACCCAGUGACCAGUUCCUGCCCAGCACCAAGAGGAUGUCAUUCGAGGACCCCUCUCUGUCAGGCAGGGUUGCCCUUAGCACUCCCUGA
Salvelinus namaycush (lake trout) is the source of this 1221-nucleotide messenger RNA. RefSeq names its product thyrotropin-releasing hormone receptor-like. The record is from RefSeq and is a predicted model, not a curated record. Gene Ontology annotation, biological process: phospholipase C-activating G protein-coupled receptor signaling pathway. Gene Ontology annotation, molecular function: thyrotropin-releasing hormone receptor activity. The transcript is spliced from 2 exons. The coding region runs from base 1 to 1221 and encodes 406 amino acids. NCBI's taxonomy places the organism in Eukaryota, Metazoa, Chordata, Actinopteri, Salmoniformes, Salmonidae. Gene Ontology annotation, cellular component: membrane.